AGAGUCCAUUCCGUUUCCGUUAAGAACAAGGUCAAAUCUUAGAUGCACAUCAAAGGCCUUCCUGUUGAAGAAAGCAAAGCAUCGGCUAACAGAAACAGGCUACAUCUGCGCGCUUGGUUGCGAGGGCGUCCAAAAAACCUGGAUGGCUAAACCGGCGCGAUCGCCGACGGCGGAGGCCCUGCCGGCCGCGGAGAAGUCCCGCUCCGCGGUCGGGUCGGGGCUCCGGUCCCUCGCCAGCGCCGCCUCUGGAUUUCUGGAUCGGUGGUCAGUCGUCGGGACGGGCGUCUCCAGGCUCGAGAAAACUCUCGGCGACCAGUUCCCCGAGGGUGAGCACUACUUCGGCCUGGAGAAUUUUGGCAAUACCUGCUACUGCAACAGCGUGCUGCAGGCACUUUAUUAUUGUAUUCCGUUUCGGGAGCAGUUGCUGGAAUAUUAUGCAAAUUACAGGAAUCCAGGAGAUGCUGAGGAAAAUUUGUUGACCUGCUUGGCAGAUCUUUUUGCGCAGAUAAGCCUAUCGAAGAAAAAGACUGGUGUUAUUUCUCCAAAACGUUUUGUCCAUAGAGUGAGGAAACAGAAUGAAUUGUUUCGUAGUAAUAUGCACCAGGAUGCCCAUGAAUUUUUGAAUUUUUUGUUGAAUGAGAUUGUCGAUAUUCUGGAAAAAGAGUUUAGUACCGUGAAGGAUUCUCCUGAAAGCACAUCCCCUGGAGGGGUGGCAAAUGGUGAAGUUUAUCAUUUAGCCAAUGAAGUUCGAAGGGAGCCGCUGGUUACAUGGGUCCACAAGAAUUUUCAGGGUAUUUUGACCAAUGAAACAAAGUGCCUGAUGUGUGAGACUGUCACCGCAAAGGAUGAGACAUUUUUAGAUUUGAGCAUAGACAUUGAACAGAAUAGUUCACUAACAAGCUGCCUGAAGAGUUUCUUUUCCACCGAGAUUUUAAAUGCCGAGGACAAGUUUUUCUGUGACAACUGCUGCAGUUUGCAAGAAGCACAGAAGAGAAUGAAGAUAAAAAAGGCGCCACAAAUAUUGGUGAUCCACUUAAAGCGCUUCAAGUUCAUUGAACAGCUGAGUCAGCACAAGAAACUGUCAUACCGAGUGGUAUACCCCAUGGAGCUGAAGCUGAGCAGUGCCUCUGAUGAUGUGGAUUGCGAAUACUCACUCUUUGCUGUGGUAGUCCACGUUGGGAACGCUGCCAACCACGGACAUUAUGUAAGCCAGAUUAAAAGCGGCGACCACUGGCUGUCAUUUGACGAUGACAGUGUUGACAAAAUUCAGGAGUCAACCCUGCAAACGUUCUAUGGUUCUUCUCGCGAAUAUUCUGGCAACAGCGAUCAUGGCUACAUCUUGUUCUAUGAGAGCGUUGCAAAGAGCUAGGAAUUUUCCAGGAUUAGUGCUAGCGCUGAAAAUAAUAAUUACAGUGUGCAGGAUGGGAACCUGAUACCUUUUGGUUUCAAAAUUUCCUCAGUUUAUUUACUGCACUGCAAUAGAAUAUAGAGUAAUUCGAUAAGUGAAAGUUCGACUAAAGUUUUUCUUGUAACAGAGACCAAACGGGUAUUCAGAUUCGGACAGAACUUGUAUGGCGAUUUGGCUCCUGAGCCCAGAUGCUCCGGCAAUCUGGACCGCCGUGCUUUGUCUAGGAUGCAAAAAAGGCCAUAUUCAAUGCUCACCUUAGAAAGCAGCCCUAAAUAGGUCAACGGCCCAAAAAACCGUUUCUUUUGGGGUGCAUUUUAUAUCUAAAAUCGUGGCUCCAAUAGUUCUCCCAUAUGCAAAUUUGCUCCAACAGUUGUCCCAUAUGCAAAUUUAUGUAGUCACAUUUUGAGGCAGCCUAGAAAACAGACCAUUGUGCUGCAAAAGUACAUCACGUACGGUUACAGCAAAAUCAAAACCGCAUUCACGUGUGUUCGGAACAUUGCGCGGCCGCGCACCCGCAGUCCUUUUCCUUCCUGCGCUGCCACCGAGUCCCUCGUUUUCCUUCGCCCCUCCGUCUGCCACUAUGGCCGCUCCCCUACGCAGCUGUGUGCCGCCACAUGCCCUCCAGUGACUCCGUUGCCACCAAAUCCGCCACCGCUGCACCUCCCUGUCGUCGGAUCCACCUUUCGCCGUCCCACGGCCUCGUGUGAAUCGAUCACUAGCGCCGCUGCCGACCACGGCGUUUGGCUGUGGCAGUCCGCCCGCUACGCCACCGAGCAUUGGCUUGGAACGUUUGACCCGACGAAGCUCGCCGCUCGCGAUUUUGCAUAAUGUGUUGGAGGCUAAGUCGAGCCUAAGAAGAAGGGAAUUCAUAUUGUCAUGGAGCAGCGCGACAUCUCGAAGAGCGAUGGGGGCGACUAUGGCAAGGUUCGUCGCGGAAAGUCCGCACCUCGUGCAAGCGGUGUACGAUUUCUGAGUGUAACGCAACAAGCCAGCGAAGAAGGACAAGGCGGGCCCUCCGUCAAGGGUGAUCAAGGGUUGAGUCGGACGACAAGGUUCAACCCAACGAGGAUGCCAACAUUGACCAGGACAAUCUUAAUGGCGAGUAGUUGUUCGUGGUUUAAGUUUGCAUGUUUGUAAUCCAAUUAUGUUAAGUUUGCAUUUUUAAAACUUUGAGUAUUUGAAUUUAAUUUGCAAUGAUCAAAUUAUA
This is a messenger RNA of Triticum urartu, 2615 nucleotides long. RefSeq names its product ubiquitin carboxyl-terminal hydrolase 4. Gene Ontology annotation, cellular component: cytosol; nucleus. Gene Ontology annotation, biological process: protein deubiquitination. NCBI's taxonomy places the organism in Eukaryota, Viridiplantae, Streptophyta, Magnoliopsida, Poales, Poaceae. The record is from RefSeq and is a predicted model, not a curated record. Gene Ontology annotation, molecular function: cysteine-type deubiquitinase activity.